Pseudogymnoascus verrucosus is the source of this 240-nucleotide messenger RNA. RefSeq lists its product as uncharacterized. Lineage: Eukaryota; Fungi; Ascomycota; Leotiomycetes; Thelebolales; Thelebolaceae. The coding region runs from base 1 to 240 and encodes 79 amino acids. The transcript is spliced from 2 exons. The record is from RefSeq and is a predicted model, not a curated record.
AUGGGGAACACCGGCAGCAUACCUGGUGAUGCCAGGAGACGCAACGGCAUCAUCGAUGCUAUGAGUGAGUACCACCGCGACAAAGCGGCUAAAUACCAGAACCAAAUCCAGCCGGGCACAGGGUUUGGAAACUGGGUGGAUAGGAGGGGUAUGGGACAGUAUUACCAGAACAUGCAUAAUCAGUACAAGGUUCAGUAUCAUACUGGCGAAAAGAACAUGUGGAGUAGCUGGCGAACCUGA